UUUGAGUCUUCUUCACGCUAAAUGGAUGAGGAGGAGAAGUGUCUGUCUACCUUCGAUAAACCAGCACUAUAAAGAACCAACCCCUUGUCAUUACAUUUUCAUCUCCGAAAAACUCAACACUCUCUCUGUUUCCUCCUCCUUCCAUCCAUCCUGUAAUCUCUCUAUUCUUUAAUUUCUAGAUGGAUGUAGUGAAAUCCUCAACAUGGGUUUUCUAAAUUCAUCUUGAUUUCAUUGAGAGAACCAAGUUGGAAGUUGAAGUUGAAAUUUUCAUCCAGAAUUUGCUUAUAUAUAAAUGGAGAAAAUGAAUUUUGUUAAGAAUGGUAUUAUCAGAUUACCUCCUGGUUUUAGAUUUCAUCCAACUGAUGAAGAACUUGUUGUUCAAUAUCUAAGAAGAAAGGUUUUUCUUUGCCCAUUACCUGCUUCAAUCAUACCUGAAAUUGAUGUUUCCAAGUUUGAUCCUUGGGAUUUACCAGGUGACUGGGAACAAGAGAGGUAUUACUUCAGUACAAGAGAAGCUAAAUACAGGAAUGGAAACAGAACCAAUAGAGCUACUGGUUCUGGAUACUGGAAAGCUACUGGUUUAGACAAACAAAUUUUAGUUUCAAAGGGUAAUGUAAUUGUAGGAAUGAAAAAAACACUUGUUUUCUAUAGAGGUAAACCUCGAAGUGGUACUAGAACUGACUGGAUUAUGCAUGAAUAUCGUCUGGCCGGUGCCGGUACAAAACUUGCCAGCAAUCAAAGUUCAAACGUACAAAUGGAGGAGGAUUGGGUACUCUGUAGAAUAUUUCUAAAGAAGCGGAACUCGAAAAAUGGCGAGGAUGUGAUCACCAAUGGGUUGGUCACUAAACCAGUUGGUUUUAUUGAUUUUAUGAACCAAGACAGGACUGUUGUUGUUAGACCUGCAUCUUCGACCUCGUCUUCGUCGGCAUCAAGUGGUGUUACCACCGACGUCACGUCUACGACAUCUGAUAGUGAUGAGAACAAUAGCUGCAAUAGUAUGUCUUCAUUUCCUUGUAGGAAAAAGCCAUGAAAAGUUGUUUCUUUUUUCUUUCUUUUUCUUUUUUUCUAAAUUUAUUUUAUGAGUCUGUGUAUCAGGAAUGAAUUGGUUAUGGAAUACAACCAUGACCCAAUCAGAAAUAACCAAUCCCCACGAAUUAACUCUAGUUUCAAUCA
Molecule: messenger RNA, 1173 nt
Organism: Papaver somniferum (opium poppy)
Lineage: Eukaryota; Viridiplantae; Streptophyta; Magnoliopsida; Ranunculales; Papaveraceae
Product: NAC domain-containing protein 83-like
Exons: 3
Coding region: 293-1030 (245 amino acids)
Biological process (GO): regulation of DNA-templated transcription
Molecular function (GO): DNA binding
Source: RefSeq, a predicted model, not a curated record